Molecule: messenger RNA, 1929 nt
Organism: Acanthochromis polyacanthus (spiny chromis)
Lineage: Eukaryota; Metazoa; Chordata; Actinopteri; Pomacentridae
Gene: mul3
Product: mitochondrial ubiquitin ligase activator of nfkb 1-A
Exons: 5
Coding region: 117-935 (272 amino acids)
Biological process (GO): protein ubiquitination; organelle organization
Molecular function (GO): ubiquitin-protein transferase activity
Source: RefSeq, a predicted model, not a curated record
GAUGAAACGUGACGUAACAUGGUAAAACAGGAAGUGAAUACGACUGAAGCUUUUGUUUUCGAUUCUUUUCACUGAACCAGGCAUGUUUGACAGGUUUCAUUUGAACUGACACAGAAAUGAGUGACCUCCCUGUAAACCCUCUGGUUCUGAUCGGUGUCGGCUCCAGCUUUGCCUUCUCCGGCCUGUUUUAUCAUUUAUACCAGGAGAAGAAGAAAGAAUUAGACAAGCUAAAGGAAAUCCCCAUUUUCAGACCAGAUCAGCAUUUGGUCAAAGUACUGAAAGCAACUCCCCACAGGCGGCUCCAGUAUGUUGCUGUUGAAGGUCUGGUCCAGGCGGACGGGGAGCCUUUGGCCAGCAAGUUUGUCCCUCGAUCCUUCGGUGUGGUUCAGAAGAUCGCAGUGCAGGAACACUGGAAAUACUGGAACUCUCUCACCAGGACGUGGAACUCACGGACAAUGAACAGAAGAGAGACCAGCAACUCUGUGCCUUUCAGUCUGAUCAGCCCCGGAGCCUACAUCACUGACUUCUAUGUGAAGGUGCAGAAUCCCCUGGAGGCCUCUGGGUGCUACCUGGAGAGGGUUUACCACAAAGUGCGACCGGCUGAGAAGAAUUUGGCGAACGUGGCGCUGCAGGGCCUGAGUGGGGAGAAACCUGUGGCGAUGGAGGAGAGCGAGGAGCUGCUACGAGUAGGAAGCACCCUGACCGGGUUUGGGGAGGUGGUGCUGGAGGGAGGCGAGGUGAUGAGGCUUCGGGCCCCCCAGGACGGCCGAUCCUUCGUCCUGGUGCCUGGAAAUCACCGGAGCUUCAUGGAAAGACAUGAGGCAACGGCCAGCAUGUGGAAGACACUGACUGCUGUUACAGGCCUCACAGGAGCUGCUGUUCUCGCUGGCGUCAUUUACGACUUACUGGGGAGACGCGACGACAGAUCCAAGUAGACCAAUGGAGGAGGAUCCUGCAGGUUUGUCAGCUGGAAAAGCUGCAUCGCUGCCUUGAGGUGACCAAACGCAGCCUCAGGAGAUUCUAGAAAACCGUCUUAAUGCCAGUCUGAUUCAUUUGCUCUCACAGGCAGCAUCUUGUCAAACUGUAUCUAAGCCUUUUUUGGACAUCAGGGAAACUGAAGACAUAAAUUUACAAAGUAGAAAGCAGCUUUUCUGAAAACAUUGACAUUUUAGACCAUGACAUUGAUUUAAAAAAAAUGUUUAAAAAAGACAACAAAUGAGAACACACAAGAGCAAAUGAGGAAAACCAACUCAGAAACUAAAGCACUUACAUACUUUCUACAUUGCUGCUUUCUAAAAUGUAUUUUGUGCCUCUAAGCUGCUGAACUUGAUGCACCUUCUUAAAGAUCUGCAAUUGCUACUGUUCUGUCAGUUUAGUUUGACAAAGAUAAGACGGUCUGCAGACAGCCUGCUUAGAGAGGCUUGAAUUGAGUUUAAAUCCAGAUUGCUUACACAUACAAAAUCAUAUAAAUCUGAUCAUGUAGCUUCUAUCCUGUCACUAAAUCAUUUCUUCUUCCAUCCCUGAGCCUGAAAUGUUGUGAGAAGUCUGUGGUGUGAGAUGAAAGAACUGUGAUCAAGGGAACAUGUUAUUUUUGUAAUGUGAUUGUACAUUUUCUUUAAUUUGAAAGUUUAGGGCAUGAUGUAGCGUCACACAUCCAGCCGAGCUUUUGUUCUGAUCUUUGCUUUUACUGAGUCUGAUAAAGGAACUUACAGAAUUGUUGUUCCAUCUCUGUAAGUGUUCCAAGUUGAACUUGAAAUCCAGCUUCACUGUGAUUAAGACUGCAUUUUGGAGUGUAUUUGGACUAUUUUUUUUACGUACGCACAAUCAGUGUUCAGUAUGUAUCUGAGAAAACUGUACACAAUCAUUUUUUAAGGUGGUGGAUUUAGUCUUGCAACUUUAUAAGUAAUAAAAGCAGCAGUUUCAUUUUGA